Molecule: messenger RNA, 1500 nt
Organism: Cylicocyclus nassatus
Lineage: Eukaryota; Metazoa; Nematoda; Chromadorea; Rhabditida; Strongylidae
Source: the annotation of a GenBank genome assembly
AUGACGUCCUUUCAACUGUUUCCUGAUCCAAAUUUUACUACCUCACCAGUUGAUGUCGAUCAAGACCCUGUCUUUAUGCCAUACUCUAGUGGUACUACAGGCCCGCCGAAGGGAGUGAUGCUGACCCAUAAAAACUACUCUGCUCUUAUGAGUAUUUAUGGAAGACAUGAUGAGUUACGCAUGUUGGGAGGACUUUCUCCACCAUGGUGCUGUGAGAAAGACAGAGAACUGCUACUUUUGCCAUUUUAUCACUGCUUUGGAUUUGCGCUUAUGAUGUCAUCCAUUCUCAAAGGUGGCACUUCAGUGGUGAUGUCACAUUUUCAUCCACAAUUAUUUUGCGAGUCUGUACAAAAUUUCCAGCGGGGCAGCACCAGCUGGGAAGGAUCUGUGCGAGGGACUGAAGAAGAAAUACAAAAACAUAAGGGCACAUCCAGCAAGGCUAUGGGACAGCCAGUUGGAAGCGUCGGGAAGCUUGUUUCGAAUUUGGAGAUGAAGAUUGUUGACCCAGAAGAUAAUACUAUGAAGGCACGAGGAGAGAUCGGAGAGAUUUGCAUACGCGGUCCCACAGUAAUGCUUGGUUACUUUGGGAAGCCAGAAGCCACAAAAGAGUGUAUCAGAGACGGAUUCAUACGUGCGACUUUGCAGUUCAUCAUCUGUGUUGGAGACGAGCCUUCAAGUACAUUUCCUAGCAACUGCUAUCAGUGGAAUGACGUCCUUUCAACUGUUCCUGAUCCAAAUUUUACUACCUCACCAGUUGAUGUCGAUCAAGACCCUGUCUUUAUGCCAUACUCUAGUGGUACUACAGGCCCGCCGAAGGGAGUGAUGCUGACCCAUAAAAACUACUCUGCUCUUAUGAGUAUUUAUGGAAGACAUGAUGAGUUACGCAUGUUGGGAGGACUUUCUCCACCAUGGUGCUGUGAGAAAGACAGAGAACUGCUACUUUUGCCAUUUUAUCACUGCUUUGGAUUUGCUAUUACAGCGCUUAUGAUGUCAUCCAUUCUCAAAGGUGGCACUUCAGUGGUGAUGUCACAUUUUCAUCCACAAUUAUUUUUGCGAGUCUGUACAAAAUUUCAGAUUCGAUUCGUAGCCGUAGUUCCACCUAUACUGGUGUUCCUUGUCAAAAAUCCUAUAUGCGAACGAUACGACCUCUCUUCAUUGCAAUUCAUUUUCAGCGGGGGCAGCACCAGCUGGGAAGGAUCUGUGCGAGGGACUGAAGAAGAAAUACAAAAACAUAAGGCACAUCCAGCAAGGCCAGAUACUUUAGCUAUAAUUGAUAUAAAUCAAUGGAACUUGUCAGAUCUAAAUAUCAACGAUUUUCUAGGCUAUGGUAUGUCCGAAUUGAGCAUGGGAUCUCAUCUACCUGACAUUACUCAGGGACAGCCAGUUGGAAGCGUCGGGAAGCUUGUUUCGAAUUUGGAGAUGAAGAUUGUUGACCCAGAAGAUAAUACUAUGAAGGCACGAGGAGAGAUCGGAGAGAUUUGCAUACGCGUCCCACAGUAA